UGACGGGUUGCGGAUAAUUUAUUCUGGGUUGAAAUGAAGAAACAGAUUCAGCGAUUUGUGCAGGCAUGUGAUAUUUGUCAAAGGCAAAAAUAUGUAGCAACAACUCCCGGGAGGCUUCUCCAAUCACUGCCGGUGCCAUCUCAAAUUUGGGAGGAUGUGUCGAAGGAUUUCAUCACCGGUUUACCGAAAUCUAAGGGCUAUGAGGCAGUGAUGGUGGUGGUGGAUAGACUGUCAAAGUAUGCGCACUUCAUACCUCUGAAGCAUCCUUAUUCAGCAAAAACACUUGCUGACGUGUUUGUUAAGGAAGUCAUAAGGCUGCACGGUGUUCCGAUAUCGAUUGUAAGCGAUAGAGAUCCGAUAUUUGUGAGCAAAUGCACGAUUUUUAUGGAUUCUGUGGUAGUGGAUUCAGACAAGGGAAAUGAGGCAGAUCAUAGCUUUCUAGAAGAGAGCACACAUAUAUUGGAUGGAGUUGAACUUCAAGAGCCAUAUGUGGGCAUGGAGUUUGAUUCUGAAGAAGCUGCCAGGAAGUUUUAUGCUGAAUAUGCUAGACGCGUAGGAUUUGUUGUGCGCGUUAUGCAACGUCGACGUUCUGGAAUUGAUGGCAGGACUCUUGCUCGUCGACUUGGAUGUAACAAACAAGGAUUCUCACCAAAUAGCAAGGGAACAUUGGGAAAAGAAAAAAGACCACGGCCUAGUGCACGAGAAGGUUGCAUGGCAACAAUUUUGGUUAAGAUGGAAAAAUCUGGAAAAUGGGUUGUCACAAGAUUUAUAAAAGAUCACAACCAUCCUCUAACUGCCACAGCUAAUGGUUUCAGGACAGAGGACGAUAAAGAUAAGAAAAUCGCUGAACUUACUAUGGAGUUGGAGCGACAAGAUGAACUAUGUGCUGCAUAUAGAGAAAAACUACUCAGCUUCAUAAACAAUAUUGAGGAGCAAACGGAGGAAAUGUCCACAAGAGUUCAACUCAUUAUUGAAAAUAUAAGGAGAGCUGAGUCUGAAAUGCAAAAAAGCUCACAGAAAGUGUAUAAUUGAAUGUGUAUGGUAUAUAAUUUCAAUAGUUGUAUAUUACUCCAUUAUACAUUGGAAUAUGUUCUUUGCUAUUUCUCUUCCCGCGAGCUCGGGGAAAUGAGAUGCGUAGCACCUACCGUUUUAUACAUAAGUUAUUUCCGAAUCACAUCAAUAGUUAUAAAUGAUGUAUUUUAUGUAGGAUCGGCAAACGUUGUUCACAUUUUGAUGAAAGAAAUGGAAACCACAACUACAACAACA
Molecule: messenger RNA, 1266 nt
Organism: Medicago truncatula (barrel medic)
Lineage: Eukaryota; Viridiplantae; Streptophyta; Magnoliopsida; Fabales; Fabaceae
Product: protein FAR1-RELATED SEQUENCE 5
Exons: 3
Coding region: 34-1032 (332 amino acids)
Biological process (GO): DNA integration
Molecular function (GO): nucleic acid binding
Source: RefSeq, a predicted model, not a curated record